Molecule: messenger RNA, 3344 nt
Organism: Lindgomyces ingoldianus
Lineage: Eukaryota; Fungi; Ascomycota; Dothideomycetes; Pleosporales; Lindgomycetaceae
Exons: 6
Coding region: 285-3164 (959 amino acids)
Source: RefSeq, a predicted model, not a curated record
UUUCAUUCAGAGAACAUCGAUCACGCUUCUGAACAAGAAGACGAGUCUUAUUUCAGCCAUUUUAGCCACUAUUACCAGUUGCAGCAAAGGUCAUGGGGCGACUGGCUGCAGGCGUAUUGUCAAAGACUGAACGAAGCCAAGUUAUUUCUUCUUUCCGACACAACGUGCUUGUCUGUUGACCCUCUCGCAGGUCUUUGGGCGGAAAGCCGCCGAUCGCAGACCUGCUUACUACGCCAUACACAGCAUUCCAUUCCCCCCUAGCAACCUAACUCGCGAACGGUGGGAUGGACCGGCACCCCUUGGCCAAAGUGUGGUCUCUUCUUCAGGGCCAAACCGAUAUUGACUGCAUUUUACGAGAAAUCCUAGGUCAAUUUACGCACCUCUUCCAUACAUCACCUACUCUUACAUCGGACUCCACCCUCAAUCAAGCAAGUCAGCUCGUCUCGUGGAUCAAAGCUAUUUUUGACCUUCAGCGUACCUACCUCCAAUCCUCAAAUGCUUUGAGUGACCUUCACUCGAUUAUCAUUGAUCCGUAUCUUGUCUCGGCGACUGUGUUCUCUGUCAUCUCUUUGAGUUCUGAGCUCUAUAUACUACCAACUAAUGGACCUAACGUACGGGCAGUCGGCACCCAAGCCGCCUGCACAAUAUUGUCAGGGAUCCGACUUCUUCUCUUACAGCAGCCGCUACAUCUCGGUGUAGUGGAUGAAAUACGGAUCAUACUCUCUGAACUGAGGAAGGUUUGGAAGGAUCCAGAGUCUCCUACACUUGAAGCGACAAUUAUCACCUACUGCGAAUGGUCGAUCAGCAACGACGAAGAAGGUCGGAUAUACAUCCCAGCUUGUGGGGACGUUGAACUUCCGAAAUUUACUACCGGGCUGUUCCUCGAUCUCGACGAGGCCUUUCUGCAACCCCUCUCCGUGCAAAUACACCAAGAAGACACUACUAUAUCGCCUAGACUGUUUUGGAAUAUCUUUGACAUACUCUGGGCAUUAGAAGCUGCGAAAGUAUGGUCGAGUAAGAAUGAUUCUGGUUCUGCCAUCACUCGGCAGUCUGGAUGUACUAUAACGGCGGAAGCAUCAUCUAGAGCCAAUGCGCUCCGGAGCCUUUUCCACAAAGGAUCUCAAAGCUCGACUCAAAGCAAACCCGCUCUGUCAUGCAUCAUGAUCACACUUUUCGAAACGCGUGAGCCUGAGAUUUUGGAACUAUUGCAAUACUAUGGAGGUGAUUCCAUGGACUCGAAUAGCUUUCCUACCCACGAUCAAGCGCUCGUAGAAUUUGGAAACUUUCUUCUAUCGAGAAAAUCAUACAUGCAACGCUGCAAUUCAGAUCUUACAAGACUCUCUUCAGAUUUCCGAAGCCUCCUACAGAACUGGCUUGAGAAGAGCCUAGCCUCCAGCGCAGAUGAUCUCCGCUCAUUAGAUGGUAUACUUACUCCGACAUACAUAGUACAGUGCCCUAAUCUUCACCCGGUUCCGGGGAAAUGGUUAGAAGGGAAAGUAUUAGACGAGAAAGAAGACAGCCUCGUCACAUUGAUGCCUGGGACUCGAUGUCCAAGAUGCCCAACCGAGGGUGACAUCAGCCGCGCUCGACGAAUUGAGCCCAUCACCUCAAUACAAUCACUACUCCAAAAGGGCUAUCAUGGUCAGGACAACCAUCGAAUCCCAGUUCCAUCCGCCCGAUCUUUUCGAGACUUAGCAAAGACUCUCCCUCACACCGACCAGAUUGAGAGUGAUGCAGAUGAUGAGCUCUAUGAAUCUCCACGCAACAUUAACUCGCGCUCUCUAUCCCAUAUAAGAACACCAAACGGAUCACUCGGAGACUUGAAAAUCCACGGCGACCUUCCAACCAAUUCGAAGACUCUCCCUAGUGCCCCACUUGACGAAAAGACUCCUCGGGAGCCCAUAAUCCCAUCAAAGCUCUCUACUCACCCAGCUCGGGACUCUAGGCUCUCUCUCCACAGUUGGUUUGGCCAUAGGGGCUCCAGUGGCUCAAAUACAAGCAUUCCUUUAUCUGACGCCUCGAACGAGUCGAGGCCGGAAAUCUCACCUAGACUUGGAAAUAGGGAAGAUACGUCUUUGAACCUGGCGCACGCUGCAUUCUCAUUUUCCUCCAGCGGCGAUAAUCUUAUCAUAUGGCACAAGGAUGGUGGAUAUAUCGCCCAGUUGUACGAUCUACACACCGACCCGGUACCCGGCCGGAAAUUCCACAUCGAAGGAAUUCAGCUCGCUGGCGCAGGAAAGAACAAGAUUGUCGUUCUCCGAAAAGAUUUUGUGGACCUUCACAAAUACUACUUAGGCGUUGUCAACGUCUCAGAAUGCAUGUACGCCGAAUGCGAGGUCCCGGUGAACGGCUACGCAAAAAAUGCCAUGUGCAUUGUAGUAUCUGGAGAUGAUCGAUAUGCCGCAAUUAGUUGUGGGAACCAAGUUCUCCAAUUUUCGUUGUCGAGUCCAAACCCAUCGUACAUUGGUAGGUUACUGGUCGAAGACGACCUCCACAACAUGGUAGAACAAACACUCUCCAUUUCAGUAGAUGGAUGUCACAUCACCAUAGCCACACAAGCCAGCGAACCCAUAUGCGGCAAACAUAACACUGUUGUUCAUCGCUGGCACUUGAAUCAUUCUGAAGCAGACAGAGCGCCUGUCCCGACUCGCACAUCCCUCCAAAUCCCCCAGGGCAGUCAAGACAGGGGCCUAACAUCCGCUCUCCACGAUCCUUCCACACAGCGUACCCUCCUAACAACCUUCUCCGACACCCCCCCACGCCUGAUUUUCAAAACACAGAUCACAACCCUCAAAUCCCAGUUCGGAGGAGAAAAGAUCCAAGCUGCCACCCAAAGUAGCACGAACACAUCACGCAUCGUCCUCCUGACUCGCACCAAUAAGCUCUGGGAAGUGAAGCUAGGAGAGGGAGGAUUCGCGCGAAAGAUUGAUGCAUUUAGAGGCAAGAAGGCUGUGACCAGUUUUCGACGAAGUUUUGCGAAGAUAGGUAUACCGAGAGAGGAACUUGUUCAUGUUGUAUGGGAGGAAGGCGGUGAAUUGGUUGUUGGCACUGUUCAGAGAGCUGAUGCAGCAAGAGGGAAGUGGGAGAGAACAGAGCCGAAACAGGUUUGGUCUUCCGUGCAGCGAUUGGAAACGACGGAUCUGAUGCAAGGGACAGUGCAGUAAGCAGCUCAACGUCAGAUAUUGCGGACGAGCAUUGGAAACCAGAUACAGAUAGCAAAUGACGGGUAAAUGCAUUUAUUCCUGUUCCCCACCUCCGACCUAAUGCAUUCCUCCUAAAAGAUAUGUACCCUCCACGACUCAACCCCUAAGCCCACGAAACGAGCUCAGAGGAAACGGAGUACG